GGUUUGAGUGUCUCACAGCUAAAUCCUCUUACACAGACAUUGUCUGAAAGCUUUACAGGAUGUGGAAAGCAGUAGUUCUGGUUCCCUUACUGGUCCUGGGAUUGACCUGGGCCUCUGAGAUUGACAAGGUUUCUACAGAACCUAUUUUUGAACCACAGGAGAACUUUGACCUUAAAAGGUUCCUGGGAACAUGGUACGAUAUUGCCAUGGCCAGUAACUGCCCCCACUUAAAACAUCACAUCGGAAAAGCGGCCAUUGGCAAACUGGUGCUGGAGACCGGAAGCAGCGACAAUGUUCUCAACAUGACCAAAACUAUGCUCAGGCAUGGAGAAUGUAAGGAAGUCACUGCAGAGUACUACACAACCUCCACACCUGGGGUAUUCUUCUACCGUUGCAACUUGUGCCAAGCUGAUGUGGAUGCCUAUGUGGUUCACACAAACUAUGACGAGUAUGCAAUUGUAGUAAUGAGGAUGAAGAGGUCAGCAGAGGUGAAGAGGACUGGAAUUAAGUUGUACAGUCGAAAGAUGGAAGUGAGAGACUCUGUGCUGGAAGACUUCAAAACUUUGGCCAAAGAACAGGGAAUAGAUGACAAAGGCAUUUACAUCAAAAAGAACCAAGGAGAGUGUGUUCCUGGAGAACCAGUGGUAGAGCCUGAACCAGAACCUGAGCCUGAGCCUCAGAGGAAUAGGAGACAAGUCCCGACACUCUUAUCUGCCGAUGAGGAAGGAUCUGGCGACAACAUACCUUUUUUCAAUGGAACUGAGGCCUGUGCUGCAGCUCCUGAAACUGGACCAUGUUUUGGAUUCCUCUCGCGUUUCUACUACAAUUCCUCCUCCAUGAGCUGUCAGACCUUCAUAUACGGAGGCUGUUUGGGAAACCAGAACAACUUUGAGAACGAGAGGGAAUGUCUGCAGAGAUGCCGGACCGAGGCCGUGUGUCGUCUGCCCAUGGUACCGCAGCCCUGCACUGGUCAGCCACCCAUCUGGGCCUUUGACUUCACGGCCGGUCUGUGUGUUCAAUACAAAACCGGCUUUUGUCAGGCCAACGCUAACAAGUUCUACAGCAAGGCCGAGUGUGAGGAGUACUGUGGCGUCGUCCAAGACGAUGACCUCCUGAGGACAAACUGAGUGAUGUGAUAAAUCUUCUCUACAACUGAAGAAUAAUGUCAGUGCGCAUGAAGUACAAAAGGUUUAAUAAACUGAACCUCUGAUCUGUUGGUUUUACUGUU
This is a messenger RNA of Cynoglossus semilaevis (tongue sole), 1228 nucleotides long. It is a transcript of the gene ambp, whose product is annotated as alpha-1-microglobulin/bikunin precursor. The record is from RefSeq and is a predicted model, not a curated record. Bases 60 to 1127 code for a protein of 355 amino acids. The transcript is spliced from 10 exons. Gene Ontology annotation, molecular function: serine-type endopeptidase inhibitor activity. Lineage: Eukaryota; Metazoa; Chordata; Actinopteri; Pleuronectiformes; Cynoglossidae.